This is a messenger RNA of Acinonyx jubatus (cheetah), 4343 nucleotides long. It is a transcript of the gene PPP1R3A, whose product is annotated as protein phosphatase 1 regulatory subunit 3A. Gene Ontology annotation, molecular function: glycogen binding; protein phosphatase 1 binding. Gene Ontology annotation, biological process: regulation of glycogen biosynthetic process. The record is from RefSeq and is a predicted model, not a curated record. The transcript is spliced from 4 exons. The coding region runs from base 71 to 3439 and encodes 1122 amino acids. Gene Ontology annotation, cellular component: protein phosphatase type 1 complex. Lineage: Eukaryota; Metazoa; Chordata; Mammalia; Carnivora; Felidae.
AGCCUCAGUAUCUCAAAUAUCAGCCUCUACUAGUUGUACAGUUCUCUCUUAUUUGAUACCAGAGAGCCCAAUGGAGUCUUCUGAAGAACCUAGUCAGAUUAGCAAAGAUAACUUUUUAGCAGUUCCUAAUUUGUCUGAUUCUCUUUCUGAAGAUGAAGAAGUUAAAGCUACCUUCAAACCUGGUUUCUCCCCUCAACCUAGUAGACGAGGUUCUGAUUCUUCUGAAGAUAUGUACCUGGGCACUCCGUCUUCAGGUACAAGAAGAGUUUCAUUCGCUGACACCUUUGGAUUCAAUCUUGUGUCUGUCAAAGAAUUUGAUUGCUGGGAUUUACCGAAUGUUUCAACCAGUUUUGACUUAAGGAAGGACAUUUUCCACACAGAAGAAUAUGUUUUAUCUCCACUCUUUGAGUUGCCUUCUUCAAAAGAAGAUCUUAUGCAGCAACUUCAAGUACAGAAAGCAAUACUGGAGUCAACUGAGUAUCCUCCUGGGUCUACGAGUAUGAAGGGCAUUAUUCGAGUUUUGAAUAUUUCUUUUGAGAAGUUAGUAUAUGUGAGAAUGUCCUUGGAUGACUGGCAGACACAUUAUGACAUUUUAGCAGAAUAUGUCCCAAAUUCAUGUGAUGGUGAAACUGAUCAGUUCUCCUUUAAGAUUUUAUUGGUUCCCCCUUACCAAAAAGAUGGCAGUAAAGUUGAGUUUUGUAUACGUUACGAAACUUCUGUUGGUACGUUUUGGUCAAAUAAUAAUGGCACAAAUUAUAUACUGAUUUGUCAAAAGAAAGAACAAGAGCCGGAGCCUGUAAAACCACGGGAAGACGUUCCUAAUAGACAAAUAAAAGGCUGCUUAAAGGUAAAAUCAAGUAAAGAAGAAUCAUUAUUGACAUCAGAUGAGAAUGACUUUGAGAAUUCAAAGAUUACAGAUACCUACAUCCCAACAAUUGUUUGUUCCCAUGAAGACAAGGAAGACUCAGAAACCAGUAAUCAAAAUGUAAAAGACGUAAACAGGGAACAUGAUGAACAUAAUGAAAUAGAAUUAGAGUUGAUGAUAAAUCAAUGCUUAAUAAGAAGUACAGCUUCCAGAGAUGAAAAGAAUACAUUUGCGAUAGAUCCGGUCAAUUUUCCAAAUAGAGCUGAGGGGUUAGAGAAGAAGCAAAUCCAUGGUGAAGUGUACACUGACAUGUUUAAAAGGCCUUUGUCUCCAAGUUCAUCAGCAGAAAGCUCCUUCAAGGGAGAUUUUUACUUCAAUGAAAAGUACUCCUCAGGAAGUAAGUGUAGUCAUCAACCUUCAGAGAAAAUUACUCCAGAUAUAGGAGAAAUCAAGCCACCAUUGGGAGAUACUAGUAGUGAUGAAUUAGUGCAAUUACACACGGGCAGCAGAGAAGUACUGGAUGAUAAUGCUAAUCCAGCCCAUGCGAGAGGCAGAGUGCAAAUAUCUUGUCCUUCCUCAGAUCAACUAGUCACAGAGAAUCUCAAUAAAAAACAUGAAGGAGGAGCUGAGAAAAUUGAAGUGAAAGAUUGGGAAUGUUUAAGAAGAGGUUUCUGUUUGGAUUUCUAUUCAGAAGAAUCAGUAGGAAAGGGAUCUUCUAAGAAAGAUCAUGGCAAUAGUAAGACUGAGGAGGGUGGGCAAAGAACACAUUCAGGUGUUAACGAAAAACAAAGCAAAAAUUUUCAUUCAGUCGUACAUGACCAAGAAAGGAAGCAGGGCCACUCUGAAAUAAGUAUGGAAGGGACCGGAGCUGGUAACAGAGACCUAGCCGUUCGGCUGAGUAAAGACACCACAAUUCCCGACCAGACAAUCAGAGCAGAUACGUUUCAUUCACCAAGGAUAAGUCUAAGUCGGGAAGAAGCUGGGUUAACAACUCCAGAGCAUGGUCUCUCGACUAGUGACGGCACCACUUUUGGAGGGAUGCCUGAUCAGGUUUGUUCACGAAGAAAUGGAAAAGUUUUGAGGAAUGAUUGUCUUUUCCAAGUUGAAGAAGAAAAAUCAGGUUGGAUUAAUCCUGAAGAUCAGAAUAAGAACGCACAACAUAAACAAAGUUGGAAUGUUCUGGAAAGUCAGAGAAAAGCGAGAGAGAGCAAGACAAAUAGAACAGAACAGAUCAAGGAACAAGCAGAUUGUGAAGAGGUGUGGGGAAAGAGAGAUAAUACAAGGAGUUUGAAAGCUACUCCUACGGAAGAAUUGUUUACCUGCCAAGAAACAGUGAGCUGUGAACUGUCUUCUCUAGCUGAUCAUGGUGUUACUGAGAGAGCAGAAGCAGGUACAGCUUAUAUAAUUAAGACAACAUCAGAAAGUACUCUAGAAAGCAUGUCUGCUAGAGAAAAAGCAAUAAUUGCUAAGCUACCUCAAGAGACAGCACGAAGUGACAGGCCCAUCGAGGUAAAGGCAACAGCGUUUGAUCCACAUGAAGGGAGAAAUGAUGAUUCACAUUAUACCCUUUGUCAACGAGAUACAGGAGGUGUAAUCUAUGACAAUGAUUUUGAAAAGGAGUCACGUUUGGGUAUUUGUAAUGUACAUGUAGAUGAAACGGAGAAAGAAGAAACCGUAUCUAUGUACAAUCCCAGGAAGACACAUGACAGGAAGAAACGUGGCAUUGGAAAUAUCACAUCUGUAGAAGAAUCCUUACAGGUCAUUACAGGCAAUCAAAAGGCAGCCUCAAAACUGGAUUUACAUUUGGGAAUGUUACCAACAGACAAAAAAACAUUUCCAGAAAACAGAGAUCAUAAACAGGUCCAAGAAUCAUCAAAGAGAAAGGAUCUAGAAGCUGUUAUUCAUUCUGCUUUAAAUUCAGACACUAAUAGAGCUUCUCAGAAUGGCUCUCACGUUUCCAAUCACCAUGCUAAAACCUCAGUGCCAUCUCAUGAACAGGCAAUUGCUGUAGAGAAUAUAAUUACUACCAUGACUCUCCAAUCUAUUUCUACUAAAUCAGAAUAUAAUUGUAAUCCAACAAGUGAAAUCCCGGGUACCGAGAAGCACCCUCAUCCUGGGUCUACACCUGAAGAAGUUUCUAAAAGUUCAGGAGUAGUGACAUCAGGUAAUAGCAGAGAAAGAUUGACAAGCCAGAUUUUUCAACAAGAAGAAUGCAGUGAGGAAAAAUCUCUAUGGCCAAAGAUUUCCGUCAGUGAAGCCGCGGAGAACAUGGAAGAGGCAAGGCAUGGAAAAGAAGGAUUCAACUCUGGACAAUCACCGGGCUCUUCAGGUGACAAGGAAUCUGAGAGCUCUUCUUCUGCUAGUCUCCUUGCCCAGGAAGGUCAAAGUGAAAGCAGUGAAUCUCUGAUUUCGAAAUACACCAACUCUAAAAUACCUUAUUUCCUUUUGUUUCUGAUUUUUCUUGUAACUAUCUACCAGUAUGACCUGAUGAUUGGCUUGGCAUUCUACCUUUUUUCAUUGUACUGGCUAUCCUGGGAAGGGGGGAGACAAAAAGAGUCUGUCAAAAAGAAGUAACCUCACCAUUAUUAUUAUUUUCUCUUAAAUGAUAAGCUUUUUAGUCCCAAACAUUUGGAUUGGUGAAAGAGACUAUUCAUUGUUCAAAGACCCAGUGCAGUUUUUCUCUUGAAGGAUCAUUUAAAAAGGAAUGCGUAUGAAGUUUGCUCCUUCAUAUAAGUAAUUAUUCUAUAUAGGACCAUUAUGUUUGGAUCAUUAAAUGCCUAUAUGAAUAUGAGAUCUGAAGCACGUCAAGUUGAAAUUAGGUACAGCUGUUGCUCCUUAGCAGGCUAUGAAGUUGCAAUGCUUCACGUCUCUUCACUACUUAAAGUGCCAUUUCUUGCAUUCAUUUCUUUUGCAGUAAAGCUUCAUUUUUCCCCCUGAGAGUAUUUUUCCCUCUACGGUUAAAAAAAAAAUAGAUAAAACAUGAACAAUGGCAGAGGACUUUUUUUUUUUUUUGGUCUUUUUGUAUUGACCAUGAAAUUUGCAUUUAUCACUGUAUCAUUUAUCAGCACGUUUUGAUAGAUCAAAUCUUUCAACUUUGAUUCCAUAUUUUUAAGAACAAUACCCAUGUAUAUUGAAAUGCAUAAACUUAAAGAAAGACCUUGUUUGUUUGAAUACUUUAUACACGGAUCCUUUUUACCUCCUUCACACAUUCAAAGAGCACUCAUAAGCCGAAUCUGACAGAGACUGAAGCAACUGGGAGAUAAUCUUGUAACCUACAAAAUUUUGUGGGUGGCCCAUCCUUAAGCAAUGUUUUUCUCUUGUAUAAAGAGAAAGCAUAACACAGCUGAACAAUUUUAAUGUCAAUUAUUCAAGAGUCGAGGUUUUAAAGUUCUACAAGCAUUGCUUCAGAAUGAAUUUGUACUUAUAAAGCAUAAAGCAUUAAAUGAUAAUAAUAAUUAAAAAAAGAUUUCCAAAUGAA